Tilletiaria anomala UBC 951 is the source of this 3336-nucleotide messenger RNA. RefSeq lists its product as uncharacterized. The transcript has a single exon. The record is from RefSeq and is a predicted model, not a curated record. NCBI's taxonomy places the organism in Eukaryota, Fungi, Basidiomycota, Exobasidiomycetes, Georgefischeriales, Tilletiariaceae. Bases 364 to 3273 code for a protein of 969 amino acids.
UAGGCGUUCUCACGACAAUGGGCAGAUGUACAGUACACCUUUGGGGUGCAGGAGAGGUGGAAGAGGGUUCACGCUGAAGAUGGUCUUGGGCGCAGGGAGCGACGGCGGAUGACAUGCUGCCACCAUGCGAGGUGUGAUACUCGAGCUGGGAGAGAGGAGCUGGAAGGACUGGUUGUGUCCCUUCCCCUGCCCAUCUCGCCCACCCUAAUAUCUCGCUGGGCGGGGUGCUACUCCGUUCACUUGCCCAUCAAAAGCACUGACCGUACGACCUUCUGCUGCAACAUGCUUACCUCGCUCAUGAGGAAUAUCGAGGCCUGCCUUUUGGAUCUCGACUGCAGGUAGAUAAGCGUCCUAUAGGAGACAAUGGCGGCGCCAACCGUCGAGAGACCGUCCACCGGGGGACAGGAUAUCCAUCUUCUACCAGGAUCGUUUCCUAGUUUGCCCUCAAUCCCGUCUACAACCCCCAGUUAUACGGGCUCGACUUCAGACGAAGCAGAUCCGAUCGAGCAGCCGCCUCUUGUAGUGGUGGAGGGUUUCUGCUGCACAGCCAACUCGCUCGUAUGGGGCGAUUUCCGCAACUGGCUCGACAAAGGCGAGCACUAUUGGCGAUCAGGCCGCGCCAAAACUGAAGCUCAACCUUGCGCCGAGUCAUCUGCCUGCGAAUCAAUUUCAGCCUCGCCAUCAUACAUAUCGUCCAUUUCUUCGAAUUCGUCAAGCGAGCGCGCUCGUCUCCGCCCGUACCGUCCGCGCCGCGUCAUCUUUGCGCCGAUCGGCCCGGUAUCUUCCAUCCAUGACCGAGCUUGCGAGCUGUUCUUUGCCCUGAAAGGCGGAGUUAUAGAUUAUGGCGCCGAGCAUGCGCGCGAGCAUGGACAUGCGCGCUUUGGACGGCGCUACGAGCGCGGCCUGCUGGAGGACUGGAGUCCGCAGAAGCCUGCACACUUUCUGGGUCAUUCGCUGGGUGGUCCGACAAUCCUCAAACUGCAAGAGUUGCUCAGAGAAGGGUUCUUUGACCAAGCGUCGGGAUUGGCGUCGCCAUCAUCUCCAUCAAGCUCUCGGUUUGCCGAUAACUUGUCGGAGACGGAAGCAAUUAGCUCACCGUCAGCAGAUGCCAUGGUCCUGAGCGUGACGUCCGUCUCUUCGCCCUUUCGCGGAACGCAAGUCGUUUACAUCCUCGGCGAGAAGCCUCUUCCCUAUCCGAGCGUUCGCUUCCUGUCUGCAGGAGACCUGCUCACGAAGGCCGUCCACUGCGCCGCGUACCUAAACAUUGGUCCUGAUCUGCUCAGCGACGCGUGGGGUUUCUCGAGGCGAGGCUUCAUUGAGAGCAGCGCUGCAGUUGGAGGCGCUGACAAUGCCGAGGCGAGAGACGACGCUGGAAUUUGGCAGGGGCGAGAAAGGCCGCACUGGCAAGGCUUCCGUGGGUUUCUGAGGCAGCUCAAGAGGAGCGAUUGGGCAGACGGCAAGGACUGUGCGCCGUGGGACUGUACCAUCGCCGCCAGAGAAGAAGCGGAGAAACGCCCUAUGUGGGGCGCUAUUCGAGGAAGCCAUAGCGCACGGACCUGGUAUCGAAGCUACGCUGCAUACAUGACGAUGCCUGCUCCCGCCUCGUCUUCAGCUCCCUCUCCAUCUGCAUCUCUUGGCAUUGAAAAGGGCGAGCUUGCUCGAGGUACGGCAGGAAUCGCUGCGGCGUUACCGCAUCACAUUCCCAAGCCAUCAGCUUCGUUCCUUUCACCAUUCACAUUGACUUCGCGUCUGAUGGGCCGGUACGACUUUGAUCAGCUCGAGCCGCGGCCAGCCUUUUGGAACCUAGCAGCAGCACCUGCCACUGCCUUUUCAUCACCACCGCCCACCUUGCUCUUCCUUGACAAAGCAAAGGACGAGCAAGCCAAAACCGAUCAGCGCAUUGUGAACGGCGAGGAGAGAGCCGCGAAAGGAGAGGAGGCGCAAGCCCCUCUGCCGGUGAAUCCGUGGCAUACCCUACUUCAAUCGAGCAGUCAGCAGAUGUUGACGCCAGAGGACGAUCUGGUUCCCGUCGGCUACAGCAACUCCCCAAACAGUGCGCAUCCCCCAGCGCUGGCGCAGGAGCCGCUCCUUGGCGGCGCGACACCUUCGCUAGCCAACCUCGGCAGCUCUGCUUGCAUGACGCCGAUGCUCAGUGCACGCAGCACAUCCAAUCCGUUCUACGACUCCACAAAUGCGCACAGCAGCGUCCCUGGAGGAGGCGCAACUUCGAUGCAGUCCCAGGAGCCGCUCGAACAGUGGUUCGCGAACGACGGCGUCGUGCCGCUCGCGUCGCAAUACCACCCCGGGCCGUGCGAGGUAGGCAAGUGCAUACAUGCGGCGGGCCUGCCAGGCGCGACGCCGCGGGAGCUCGCAGUGAAAGAUCAAAAGGACAUGUGCGCAGCCGCAGCCGCAGAGGGUCAUCAUUUCGGGAACGUGAAGCCAAGGUCUAGAGACCCGUCCCUGUUUGAAAGCGGCAUGAGGUCGAACGCAGACGCCGCCGACACGAAUGCACCGCUUGAGCACGCUCGGCAGUCUAAGCCCCUUGUCCCACCGAUGAUGCAGCGCCAGGGCAGCGGCGCGCCUCGACCGCGUAUCUGGGAGCGAUCCGAGCUCGACGGCGGCUCAGAAAAGCAGCUUAAGAGCGCGUCUGGGCGUGAUGCCGGCGGACCAGACAGCAACGUGAGCGGUAGCGGUAGCGACAGUGGCAGCAUCAGCCCCAGCCACAUUGGAGCGGCCGUUCUGGGCUCUGUCGCCUCCUUCACGAGAAGAGCGGUGCGCAAAGUAGGCAAGGCCCUCGUUGAUCCCGCGCGCGACCCAUAUUUCCGGCCUUGCAACGAGAUGCCUUCGUACACGGAUCUCGAAGCGCAAAGGCAAUCCGCCACGCAGCCAUCUUCUCCCUCACCGCCAGCCUCGAUAAGAUCUUCCUCGAUAGGAUCUUCCUCGAUACGAUCUUCGUCGAUAGGAUCUUCGUCGAUAAGAUCUUCUUCGAUAGGAUCUUCCUCGAUAGGAUCGUCCCCGACAACCGCAGCAUCAACGCUAUACGCUGCCCCGCCCACCGCCUCGGGGAGAGCACCGCUGCCCGAACCCAACAUCUGGCACACGUUUGUCGUUCGCGACACAUCGCACGCGGCACUCUGUCCGCUGUGGAUCGGCACGCAGCAGCAGCGCAUUUUCUGGUCCGGCAUUGGCAGCUGGCUGGCGUCUGUUGACGUGGCGUGGAAGGCAGAGGCAGGUGGCGAUGGUGCUCGUGAGAUUUCUUCGUUCGUCAUUUAAAGAUAAGGGAUGUAAUAAAGUAAAUUUUCAUUAUCUGCAAAGUAAAUCGACGGAAUAGGAUAU